AUGGCCCAUCACAUCGUCGACGCCGCCGCGUCACCGCGCAUGGGCGCCUUUAACUUUGGCGAUGCCGUCGCCUGCCCCUUUCCCACCCUUACCGCCGCCUUUUACCACCAAGCCUUGCUACAUCCCAACUCGAAAGCAGUUCGCGAUCUUUCGGGAAACUCGCCCCGAGACCUGACAUACUAUGAGCUGUCCAAGUACGCCCAAGCUCUCGCGUGCAGGCUGCGCAACCUCGGAGUCCAACCUGGACAGAGGAUCCCUCUUGUCGUGAAGCGGGGACUUGAGAUGGUGGUUGGCAUCUGGGCCAUCCUCUCUUGCGGAGCCCAGUACGUCCCGCUCGACGGAGGUGUUGUGCCAGACUCGAGCAUCAAGCAGGUCGUUGAGCAGAGUGGAGAGCGUAUUGUAGUCUGUCUCUCGACAACCGAGCACCGAACACGACGGACUUUUCCGCACGUUCCGUUAGUUCUCAUUGACGAAUGCAUGCGGGCAGAUGCUCGCUACUCUACAGACCAAUGGGUAGACCUGGCAACCCCAGAGUCAGGGUGCUAUGUUAUCUAUACAUCUGGCACAACCGGAAAGCCAAAAGGCAUCGACGUGACGCAUAGAAACGUUACCAAUCUCGUCUGUCUAGGCCCUGGAAACCUGGGCAUCAGCGAUGGCAUGCGCGUGGGGCAGGUCCUGAACAUAAGCUUCGACAUGGCGGCAUGGGAAAUCUUUGCUUGCCUGUGCAACGGAGGCACUCUCAUGGUCCGCGGGUCUCAGUGGGAGCCCACAAUUCGUCAGCUUCAUGUUCUCAUCUGCACGCCUACCAUUCUGGCCAAAUACCAUCCGACGAAAUACCCCAACAUCAAGGUUGUCGCUACAGCAGGCGAGCCUACUUCUCAGGAUCUCGCCGACCUCUGGGCCUCGCACGCCACGUACUGGAACUGCUGUGGCCCGACUGAGACGACAAUUGUAAACACUAUGUCCAAACACCUGCCCGGGACCCCUGUCUCCAUCGGCCGGCCGACCCCGAACAACUCGGUGUAUAUCCUGGAUGGGAACGGCAGGCCUGUCCCCAUCGGUCAGCCCGGGAUGAUGUGGGCCGGCGGCCGCGGCGUGUCCCGUGGCUAUGUCGGACUCGAGGCCAAGACCAAGGAGUCCUAUGUCCCCAAUCCAUUUGUCAUCGAUGGGUCCUACAUGUACUGCACUGGUGACCUGGGUCAAUGGCGCCAAGAUGGCUCCAUUGAGAUUCUCGGUCGCGGCGACGACCAAGUCAAGGUCAAGGGCUUUCGUGUCGAACUCGAUGGCAUCGCAUCGUCGCUAGCUUCUGCACCAGGCGUCUCUCGGGCAACGACGUUGCUCAUCGACGGUGACCUCUACGGCUUCGUGGUGCCCCAACAACAAAACGUCGAGGCCGUUCUCCAGCACACAAGCAAACUGCAACCCUACUACGCUAUUCCGACUGCUGUUUUCCCCAUGGACGAGUUUCCAACCACGGCCAAUGGCAAGAUUGACAAAAAGGCCCUGCGCGUCUUGGCUGCCCAGCCCCAAGUCGACGAGCCGCGACUCGACACCGCCGUCACCUUGACUAGCCAGUCUCCGACUUAUACAGAAACUGUUUUGGAGGAGAAGUUGGCGUCUUUCUCCCCGACUGAGAAGGAUGUGUCGGACACGUUCGAUUUGACGCAGGAACUCCCCAGCAAGCAGCUGCCAAGGCCGCUUCGGGGUCUCCGAUACAGGAUUUUUAUCGUCUAUCGACUCUUAUUCAGCUUGACUGGUCUCUUGAAUGUAGGCGCCCUUGUUGCCAUUGUUUUUAUGCGCCUCGGUCCGGAAUGGCUGGGCACUCUGACUGCUGCCAAUCUGGUUCUGGCCGUCCUCAUACGACAAGAUAUGGUCAUCAACGCUCUCUAUACCGUCUUCUGCUCUGUGCCCAAAGCAGCUCCGCUUUGGCUUCGAAGUAGCUGCGCCAAGGUUUACCACCUUGGCGGCGUCCACUCGAGCGCCGGAGUCUGCGCAACACUGUGGCUACUGUCGUCUACAAUUGCAUCGACGACGACAUUUGUCCAGGGACACAACACCACUGAUUCGAUGGCGACCUUGGUUAUUUCCUGGCUCCUCUCCGCUAUCUUGAGCACGAUGGUAUUUUUCGCAUGGCCGUCGAUUCGCAGGCAUUACCACGAUGUCUUUGAAAAUAUGCACCGAUUCCUCGGAUGGACCGCGCUCUUUCUCUUCUGGGUUCGUACCUUUCUCUCCAUUGAGAAGACGAAGCCCCUGGACCAGGACCUUGGCGUUGCGCUUCUUCGGAGUCCUCAAUUCUGGAUCAUUACCGUCGCAUCCUUGAGCAUCGCCUCCUCGUGGUUCUUUCUUCGAAGGGUAUCCGUCGAAGCGAUUCCUCUUUCCGAGCAUGCCAUGCGGCUGCAUUUCAGCUACACGCAGCCGACCAACGGAAGUUUCACACGCAUCUCCACCCGACCUUUGUUCGAGUGGCACUCUUUUGCAACGAUUCCAAAUGCAAAGACGGCUACUUCUCGCGGCUUUUCUCUCAUCAUGUCAAACGCCGGAGACUGGACCAAGUCACAGAUCCAGAAGCCCCCGACCAAGCUGUGGGUUCGAGGGACGCCCACUUGCGGCGUCAUGAGAAUCGCAACCCUCUUCAACCGCAUCGUCGUCAUCGCCACUGGAUCUGGAAUCGGUCCUCUGUUGGGCCACAUUGCGCACCCAAGUUGCCCUACCCAGCUCAUCUGGUCCACUUCGUCGCCCGACACGCUCUUCGGACAAGACAUUUUAAACGUAGUUCACAGGUCGAUACCCAACGCAAUCAUCCAUAAUACCAAGAAGAGCGGGCGGCCCGACCUUGUCAGGAUGGGCUACAAUCUCGCCAAGAGCUUCAAUGCUGAGGCUGUUAUUAUUAUCGCAAACGAAAAGAUUACAAAAAAGGUCGUAUAUGGUCUUGAAACACGGGGCGUUCCGGCCUAUGGAGCGAUUUGGGAUAGCUGA
Messenger RNA from Hirsutella rhossiliensis, 2976 nucleotides. RefSeq names its product AMP-binding enzyme domain-containing protein. Bases 1 to 2976 code for a protein of 991 amino acids. Lineage: Eukaryota; Fungi; Ascomycota; Sordariomycetes; Hypocreales; Ophiocordycipitaceae. The record is from RefSeq and is a predicted model, not a curated record. The transcript has 6 exons.